This is a messenger RNA of Alternaria alternata, 1566 nucleotides long. RefSeq names its product ankyrin. The record is from RefSeq and is a predicted model, not a curated record. Gene Ontology annotation, molecular function: protein binding. The transcript is spliced from 3 exons. The coding region runs from base 1 to 1566 and encodes 521 amino acids. Lineage: Eukaryota; Fungi; Ascomycota; Dothideomycetes; Pleosporales; Pleosporaceae.
AUGCAUGGAGAUAAUGCUGCGGAUGGGACGACGAAAUCGAGGGAGAAUCCAUCGUCACUAUCCUGUCCUCCUACGGUUGAUAGGUCCCCUGUAUAUUCAGUACCACUUUAUGUGUACAUGCACGAAUUCAUCUCCAACAAUUCCGACCGUAUCUUCCAAGACAUCGACCGGCUAAAGAGUCAACAUCAAGUUCAUGAGCAUCAGCAAACCACUGAUUAUGUCCUCAGUCAACCUAUCGAUAUCCAUGUCGAGGCUAUCGUCCGAUACAAGAUUCCAAGCCGUCGUUUUCAUCAAAUUAUGAGAGGCACUCGAGAUGAUCUGGAUUUGGAUCUUCUCCGACGGAUACUGAUUGCUACCGAUCCGGACGAGGACUGGAAGAGCUUUGGCGAAACCCUUCUAUUCAAUGCUGUGAAGGACAGAAACCUAUCUCUACUUGACGUACUCCUCAAUGCAGGAGUAAACGAAAUGGCUUUGCAGGAAGCAGAGACCGUCAACUAUCAAUUCGACGAGUAUCCAUUCAAUGUACUGCAAGUUGCAGUUCAAUACGAGUAUGACGAUGCAAUCAGGACUUUGACCAGUCAUGGUGCGAUAAUCUUCACCGGCUGUCCGUACACUGAUUGCGCUUUUCUCGCUAAUGCGAUUGAACAUGCCAUGCAUCUGGUACGGCCAUUACUCGCUGAAUGCAUAAGAUUGUUAGAUCACCAGAUAUCUCAGAAAGGAAGCGCCGCUCUUAGCCGGGCUGUAAUUUUAUCUAAUGACAAGGUCGUUGACGUCCUCCUUCAGACUGGAUUCAGUCCGUAUACUGGGCGAUACAAUGGCCCUUUUUCGAAUAAGAUAUUACCAUACGGAAGCCCUUUCGAGCUCGCCAUGUUUGCUUGGAAGUCCACCUACCUCAAGAGGUUUUUGAAAUUCCCAUGGUAUGAUACGAGCAAGAAGCAAUAUCUGGAGCGACAACGUCAACUUACUGCUGCAUACAUCUCUGCAUGGUCCUCUAGAGAUCUCGAACUCGAAAAAGCGAUCCUAGAAGCUGGCCUGAAACCGAAUGAGAUGAGACAGAUCAUGGGAGAUGAUCAUAUGCAACAAUGGCUGUAUUUUGGUCUCGCAAAAGCGAUUGAGUAUGGCGACUUGCGGCUUUUCCAGUUGGCAGUAACGAGAGAGAAUGUGUCUAUGAUUAAAGCUGGGGCAGAAGUCAACGCACCUCCAGGUAUAUUGGGCAAGACCGCAAUUGAGAUAGCCGCCGAAGUAGGCAGUCUUGAGAUGGUCACUUUUCUCCUCAAGACAGGAGCCGAUUUCGAGGGACAACACAACAGGAACUACAGAAGGGCAAUUUACAGAGCACGAAACAAUGGACACAUGUCUGUGGUCGGGUUACUGCAUGAGUGGAAGAGAUCGAAAUAUGGCAGGCAUGACUGCGACACGUUAGACAACUUGAGGAACUCAAUUACACCCGACGAAUUGGACUUCCAAAGCGAAGCAGCCAGGGCCGCUCACUUGAAAGACCAAGCCGAGGUUCACCCUGCAGUCGAACUUUCUGGGGAUAAAGGCUCUGUGGCAAGCAAUGGCUGA